UUCAUUAACUGAAUAAACAGUUUGAUCCAAUGUUGUACCCUUUCUAGAUAUUUUUGAAUCUGGACUUUGUCAUCCAAUAUUAUCUUUAUCUCUGUAGCUUUGUAUCAUCUGCAGAUUUGACAAGCUUGCCUUCUGUUCCUUUAUCUAGAUUACUGUCUGAAAUGGAAAUUGAAAAUUCCCUUUAAAUUAAUAAGAUCAUUCACAUAAAUAGGUUCAGUUCAACUCCCGGCCAUAACCGUUCUAUAACCCCUGAGUGUUCUUGGCUUAACAUUCCAGGAACUAGCCAUUCCUAGGUCACGUCGACCCGGAGGGUUGGCUUCCCUCCCUGCGAAACGUGAUGUUAUUAAAGAAAACAAGUACCAAGCCUCAGGCGGAUGGGACAUGACUGGGCCAGAUGUGUACUGAACAAACCAUGAAUAGCGCACGCGCCAAAAACCUCUUGGCUCCAAGCCUUCUUUGUUUAGAACAGUAUAAAAAUCUACGUCCUGUAAGCCCGCUGAGCCUCACCCGCGGGAAGGACGCUUCGCCUGGGAAAACUCUCUACACAAUUCAAGUUUGCAUGGGCUGUAACGGGGCUCCCAGCCAUUGAUUGACUUUGGAGGUUCCCUUGAAUUGAUGCCCAUGUAAAUCAAGAUUCUGUGGAACGUGAGUAUAAUGCUCACGCUGAUGAAUUGUCCAAACUUCAAGGAAAAGCUCUAAAGGUUACCCCCAGAGAGGAGGAAAGCGAUAAACAAUUAGGAAAAUGGGUCCAUAUCACCGCAGGACAUCUUGGCGCUCUUGCAUCUUACAGUGUUUUACAGUGCUCGCCUGCUGUAUGUUGAUCAAAACAUGGACUCCGGGCACCCAAGUACACGAUCGCCUUCAAGGGCCAGUGGUCUUGCCGAUAUCCUAUAUGUCCUGGGAUUAUGACUAUAAUGAGACAUCAAUGCAGGAUGGCUUUAAAUGUCCCCCCAUAUCUUGGUGCAAUUAUAUGAAUUGGUCCUACCCAGGAAACGUAGAAGUCUGGGCAGCUCCUAGCCCCAUAUUCCAGCUAAUGAAGACCAAUUUGACUACUGUCAAUGUAACUGUCAUUCCAGCACCAGGAGCAAAUAUCUCCUGCGCCAUCACGAACUUGCCAUUUAGUACUCACCUCUCUUUUAAUCAACAAUGGCCAUCAUUAGACACGACCAACUGGACUAAUGUGUACUUUGAAGCCAGGACCUUUACUAUUUACAUGCCAGAAAUGAACAACAAGUACCUAUAUUGUCAUAAUGCUACCCCGAUAUUGGAUCGGCGGAAUAAGAAAUGGUAUAAUAAAUUAAUAUGGACCAGACCAGCUGCUCCAGAGUCCCCUGGAAUAGUUCGUGUUCCCAAAUCAUGUAUUAAUGCUUCUAUCUCACAACACAAAAUAGUGUUUCAUUAUAAUGUGACUUUUCCCCCUUUAGCAAAUUGUGUUAGAAGAAAGAGGGCCUGGUAUGAUACAUUGCUUGGUAGCGCGGGAACUGGUUUGGGUAUAGUUAAUUCUGUAGACCUUGAGGCCUUGGCCAGCAGACUGCGCAGUGCUGGACAAGAUGUUUCUCAAGCUGUAAAUGUACAAUGGUUACCCACAACGAUCCUGCCACACCAAAAUACACUACAGUAUCAAAACCAAUUUUUGCAAGUCUUCAAUGAUAGUACCCUUGUUAAUUUAGACCUUAUGGAAAACAUUAGUAUGUUAUUUGAUUGGACUGAAUGUUCCUUACAAAACCUAUAUACCCUCAUACAAAAGGAAAAUGCCCAAAGAUUACUACAGGAAGGUAACACUCAAAUAUGGAACAAUAUACUUGACUUGUCAAAAGUAUGGAGAAAGCCAAAACCUGAAAAUAUCGAAUGCACCCCGUAUUGGUGCACUGGGACCAUUGUACUUUACCGAGUUAAAACCUGGACUGUCAUGUGUCAAUUUCAUGUAAUACCUUUUGUCUUAUACAAAUAUUUUGCUUUACCUCAUAUCUAUGGAAACUAUAUAGAUUGGUAUAAUGUAACUCAUACUUUAUCUGAUUGUAUUGUAACUGAUGGAGGGAUGGUUUGUGGAAUGAUGACUCGGCAGAUGGAACCCUGCCUUCUCUCACAUUCAUCCAAUCUGUGCGAUCUGACUCUAUUUCCAGUGAAUAACUUUUCUAUGAUAUGUGAAGUAUCUACCCAACAUAUUUGUAUAGCCUCCAAUAAUCACACUGAUCUUCUAUCUGUAGAUGUUACUGCUAUUCCAUUUUCCGGUUGUCUAUCUAAUGUGUCCUUCCUACGUUGGCGAGGAAAUAAUUUCUAUUUUUCACCGGACACUGAUAUAGUUACAAACUUUGCUUGGGUACCCCAAUCUUUGCCUCUACCCCAUGUGUCUCUAUCCUUAUAUCCCCUUAUAAAUAUCUUGAAUCAGUCAGCUGAAAUCAAAAAGUUAUUAGAGUCCAACCAACGCGGGUUAAAUGAACAUCGAAUACGGACUCUUAUAACCGCUGGAAGACUAGUCGAAGCUUCACAUUUAGUGACCUCAGAUACUAAUCAUCAUUGGUAUGAUUUUCUUUUUAAAUCUUCUACUGCUACUAUGUAUUUUAAUUCCUUGGCUAUUCCCAUACUAAUACUUGCUUUGUUCUUUUUAUGUCUUUGUAUAUGCAAUUAUUAUAUGUAUAUCAAAAUACGCACUAUAUACACUCAUGUCACACCUUUGCCCUUCACCUAUUAUUCUCAUGAUCUUAAGGCCAAAUGAAAUGGAAAUUGAAAAUUCUCUUUAAAUUAAUAAGAUCAUCCACAUAAAUAGGUUCAGUUCAACUCCCGGCCAUAACCGUUCUAUAACCCCUGAGUGUUCUUGGCUUAACAUUCCAGGAACUAGCCAUUCCUAGGUCACGUCGACCCGGAGGGUUGGCUUCCCUCCCUGCGAAACGUGAUGUUAUUAAAGAAAACAAGUACCAAGCCUCAGGCGGAUGGGACAUGACUGGGCCAGAUGUGUACUGAACAAACCAUGAAUAGCGCACGCGCCAAAAACCUCUUGGCUCCAAGCCUUCUUUGUUUAGAACAGUAUAAAAAUCUACGUCCUGUAAGCCCGCUGAGCCUCACCCGCGGGAAGGACGCUUCGCCUGGGAAAACUCUCUACACAAUUCAAGUUUGCAUGGGCUGUAACGGGGCUCCCAGCCAUUGAUUGACUUUGGAGGUUCCCUUGAAUUGGUGAUGUAUUCUCUUCCUUUACCGAUUAUCUUGAUUGGUGUUGUGUUAUUGGUUAUUCUCAUUAUUGUAUGUUUUCUAUGCAAAUUCAAGCUAUCUGUGCCUUGCCUUUUCUAAAUAAAUUUCCAUUUUCUAUUUUC
Messenger RNA from Trichosurus vulpecula (common brushtail), 3308 nucleotides. RefSeq lists its product as uncharacterized. NCBI's taxonomy places the organism in Eukaryota, Metazoa, Chordata, Mammalia, Diprotodontia, Phalangeridae. The transcript is spliced from 3 exons. The record is from RefSeq and is a predicted model, not a curated record. The coding region runs from base 743 to 2716 and encodes 657 amino acids.